AUGGAACCCAACAAAGUCCAGCCAGAGGGCGGCCUCAAUGUCACCCUCACCAUCCGCCUCCUCAUGCACGGCAAAGUAAGCAGUCUCUAGUCUUCAUACAUCACUGGUUAAGGAAGAGUAACCUAGAUAAUAGUUGAUAUAUGCCUGACUUAAGUAGCUCACCCAGAACAUGGAAUCAUGACAUGAAGAGAACGUUUUCCUUUCACCUUGUCAGACCGUUUCUGCAACACUACAUUUUGACAAAAAAGUAAUAAAAUCAUGCGGGCGUUGGAGAUCAAAUCAAAUCAAAUUGUAUUUGUCACAUGCGCCAAAUACAACAGGUUUCACCUUACAGUGAAAUGCUUACUUACAAGCCCUUAACUAACAAUGCAGUUUUAAGAAAGAAUACCAAAAAACAUCACACAAAAAUACAAUAUAAAAUAAUACGAAAUAAAAGUAACAAAUAAUUAAAGAGCAGCAGUAAAAAUAACAAUAGCGAGGCUAUAUACAGGGGGUACCGGUACCGAGUCAAUGUGCGGGGGCACCGGUUAGUCAAGGUAAUUGAGGUAAUAUGUACAUGUAGGUAGAGUUAUUAAAGUGACUAUGCGUAGAGGUCACAUGCAUGAUGGGGGUGUGUGCCAGUGGGUCUGGGCAGGUGUGAUGUAGUUGAUGUUUGUAUGAUCUUUUAAUAAUAAUAAUAAUAAUAAUAUGCCAUUUAGCAGACGCUUUUAUCCAAAGCGACUUACAGUCAUGCGUGCAUACAUUUUUUUUUGUGUACGGGUGGUCCCGGGGAUCGAACCCACUACCUUGGCGUUACAAGCGCCGUGCUCUACCAGCUGAGCUACAGAGGACCACCUUUUCAUUUGUAUGUGUAUGUUUUGUAUCAUUUAUAAAAUCUAAAAUAAAAUCUAAAAAUAAAAAUAAAGGACAAACAUCAAUUCAAAUAAAAAAGAGUAAUCUCUUACACUGCAAUGUUAUCUCACAACCAAACAGAAGCUAGAUGGAAAUGUUGUUGGAAUGUUUGUUGUUGUUAACUGGCAAGCUGGCUGCCGGUGACUCAGCUGCUGUCCUUCUGGGUGAGGCUGAAUGCAUGUGACUUUGAGCACCAUGGAGGAGAGGUGAGAGAGUGUUAGCGCUCAAAGCCAACACUGCCCGGCUUCCCUAGUCGUACUGUACCAGACCAAGAUGAUAGAGAGUGAUUGUGUGCAUAUUUUAAUUUGGCAACAAUUAGAUUGGGUAGCUGUACGACCUUUGCAAGUACAUUGUUAUUCUCACUUGGGAUCUUUGCAAGUGAAUAUGAAGUGAUGCCUCAAAAAGCUGUGGUAACACUUUAUAUUAAGGCCCCUUAAUAAACCAUUUAUAAACAGUUUAUAAAGAGUGUACUUACCAUGUAUUAAUAGUUGUUCCUUCAUUUGUAAAUGUCAAUAAGCAAUAUUUUAAGUCAUUUACGCAUUUAUUAACACUAUUUAAAUUAUGCAUUAUUGAUUUAUGAGAUAAUUAAUAAGGUGUUUGAUCAUAGUAUGUUCACAAUUUGUAAAUUAUUAAUAAUAUACUUAUAAACCAGCUAUAAAGGAGUUAUUGUCAACUCUUUUGAUUAUUUAUAAGGCAUUUGUUAACGGUUGAUUAAUGGUUUGACUCAGCAUUUAUUUACAUAUUUAUGAAUGUGUUUAUAAUAUUUCAUGAAUGAGAUAUUUUUUUAUUGAUAAUGAGUGCAUUUGUAAAUGUGAGUACAUGCACUUACUAAUACCUCAGUUGAUGAUUAAUGUAGCUCCUUAUAAACCAUUGACUAAUUAUUAGUCAACUAUUUUGCACCCCCUAAUCUGCACUAUAUACAGUGAGUAUACCAAACAUUAGGAACCCUCAGAACAGCCUGGUGGGCCAUUCUUGAUACACACGAGAAACUGUUGAGUGUGAAAAACCAAGCAGCAUUGAAGUUCUUGACACAAAACGGAGCAACUGGCACCUACUACCAUACCCCGUUCAAAUGCACUUAAAUAUUUUUGUCUUGCUCUUGCCCAUUCACACUCUGAAUGGCACACAUACACAAUCCAUGUCUCAAUUGUCUCAAGGCUUAAACAUCCUUGUGUAACCUGUCUCUUCCCCCUCAUCUUUGAAGUGGAUUUAACGAGUGACAUCAAUAAGGGAUCAUAGCUUUCACCUGGUCAGUCUAUGUCAUGGAAAGAGCAGGUGUUCUUAAUGUUUUGUUUACUCAGUGUAUACUAUAUAAAUGACUUGUUACUCCUCAAAAGCUGGCCACAUUAGUAGGAAGUACCUGACACUUGCUUGAACAAUUUCAGUUACAUAUUUCAUAAGCUUCAUAACUGCAGCCAUUAACAAAGGCCUGAUAAAUCACAAGUGAUCCUCAACUUCAGCAACUUGCACUUGAAGCAAAAGCAUAUGUGCAGUGCUAUAUGGCCGUUUAACACUAGAAUAGCCGGGCCUCGAUUAAUACAAAUAGCUGCCAAUGACGCUUGGGGCGUCUACAUUUUAACAAAGAAAUCCAUUUAAUAUACACCAUCACAAAUAAAUACAUUUUUCAUUUAGGCUAGUCUAAAGAAACAUUAUGAUAUUAAGAAAAUGUAUUUCAAAAGAACAGAAUAGCAUAUUUUUUGUUGAAUUAUGUUACUGUGCUUAGUUAUCCAAAACUCGACUUGAAGUUCAGUCCUAUGCCACCGCGGUGACGAACAAGGGAUAUGGCUUGAAAAUGUACCCCAAUCCAGGGAUGGAAGGUGUCACUGUACUCCUAAUUUACCAUUAUCCAAGACGCAAUAUCGAGAGGAUUGAAAUACUGCUCGUUUUUAAUUAAACUGCCAUUUUUGUCAGCAUGCUAGGCUAGCGUGGAGCAUCAGGUACUGUCUACUAAUGUGGCUAGCUUUUGGGAGGUGGUAAGUAAUUUAUAAACGCUUAUAAAGUAUAUAUAGUCACACUUUAGAUUAGGGGCUGCAAAAUAGUUUAUUCAUAAUUAGUAAAUGGUUUAUAAGUGGGUUAUGAGGAUGUACAUUAAUCAUCAACUGAGGUACAAGAAAAUGCAAAUCCACUAGAUGGCACUUCUCGUGGCCGCUGAUUUUAAUGCAGGGAAACUGAAAUCAGUUUUACAAAAUGUUUACCAGCAUGUCACCUGUGCAACAAGAGGGAACAAAACUCUAGAUCACAUUUACUCCACUCAUAGAAACGCAUACAAGGCUCUCCCUCGCCCUCCCUUUGGCAAAUCUGACCAUAACUCUAUCCUCCUGAUUCCUACUUACAAGCAAAAACUCAAACAGGAAGUACCAGUGACGAGCUCAAUACGGAAGUGGUCCGAUGAAGCGGAUGCUAAGCUACAGCACUGUUUCACUAGCACAGACUGGAAUAUGUUCCGUGAUUCAUCCGAUAACAUUGAGGAGUUUACCACAUCAGUCACCGGCUUCAUUAAUAAGUGCAUCGACGAUGUCGUCCCCACAGUGACCGUACGUACAUAUCCCAACGAGAAGCCAUGGAUUACAGGCAACAUCCACACUGAGCAAAAGGCUAGAGCUGCCGCUUUCAAGGAGCGGGACACAAAUCCAGAUGCUUAUAAGAAAUCCCGCUAUGACCUCGUCGGAUGUGGCAAGGCUGGCAAACUAUCAUGGAUUACAAAGGGAAACCCAGUCGCGAGCUGCCCAGGGAUGCGAGCCUAUCAGAUGAGCUACACAGACCAAAAAUAUGAAUGCAACAUGCAACAAUUUCAAAGAUUAUACUGAGUUACAGUUAAUAUAAGGAAAUCAUUCAAUUGAAAUAAAUGUGUUAGGCCCUAAUAAAUGGAUUUUACAUGACUGGGAAUACAGACAUGUGUCUGUUGGUCACAAAUACCUUAAAAAUAAGGUAGGGGCAUGGAUCAGAAAACCAGUCAUUAUCUGAUGUGACCACCAUUUGCCUCAUGCAGCGCGACACAUCUCCUUCGCAUAGAGUUGAUCAGGCUGUUGACUAUGCCCUGUGGAAUGUUGUCCCGGUCCUCUUCAAUGGCUGUGCGAAGUUGCUGGAAAUUGGCGGGAACUGGAACACGCUGUCGUACAUGUCGAUCCAGAGCAUCCCAAAUAUGCUCAAUGGGUGACAUGUCUGGUGAAUAUGCAGGCCAUGGAAAAACGGGACAUUUUCAGCUUCCAGGAAUUGUGUACAGAUUGUUGCGACAUGGGGCCGUGCAUUAUCAUGCUGAAACAUGAGGUGAUGGUGGCGAAUGAAUUGCACAACAAUCGACCUAAGGAUCUUGUCACGUUAUCUCUGUGUAUUGAAAUGGCCAUUAAUCAAAUGCAAUUGUGUUCGUUAUCCGUAGCUUAUGCCAUCACAUACCAUAACCCCACCGCCACCGCCACCAUGGGGCACUCUGUUCAUAAAGUUGACAUCAGCAAACCACUCGCCCACAUGACGCCAUACACGCUGUCUGCCAUCUGCCCGGUACAGUUGAAACCGGGAUUCAUCCAUGAAGAGCACACUUCUUCAGUGUGCCAGCGGCCAUCGAAGGUGAGCAUUUGCCCACUGAAGUCAGUUAUGAUCCUGCAGGUGAAGAAGCCGGAUAUGGAGGUCCUGGGCUGUUGUGGUUACACGUCAUCUGCAGGUGAGAGGCCGGUUGGACGUACUGCCAAAUUCUCUAAAACAACGUUCGCCCAUUGAACAUUGGACGUUGAACAUUCAAUUCUCUGGCAACAGCUCUGGUGGACAUUCCUGCAAUCAGCAUGCCAAUUCCAUGCUCCCUCAAAACUUGAGACAUCUGUGGCAUUGUCUUGUAGGACAAAACGGCACAUUUUAGAGUGGCCUUUUAUUGUCCCCAGCACAAGCUGCACCUGUGUAAUCAUCAUGCUGUUUAAUCAGCUUCUUGAUAUGCCACACCUGUCAGGUGGAUGGAUUAUCUUGGCAAAGGAGAAAUGCUCACUAACAGGGAUGUAAACAAAUUUGUCCACAAUGUUUGAGAGAAAUAAGCUUUUUGUGCGUAAGGAACAUUUCUGGGUUCUUUUAUUGUUGCGUUUAUAUUUUUGUUCAGUAUAAAUGCCAGGAAUUACCAGGACGCGUACUCGGAGCAUGCGCUGACCAGCUGGCGAGUGUCUUAACUUUUUCACAUUUUCAACCUCUCCCUGACCCAGUCUAUAAUACCUACAGUACAUGUUUCAAGCAGACCACCAUAGUCCCUGUGCCCAAGAACGGCAAGGUAACCUGUCUAAAUGACUAUCGCCCAUGGCACUCACAUCUGUAGCCAUGAAAUUCUUUGAAAGGCUGGUCAUGGCUCACAUCAACACCAUCAUCCAAGACACUCUGGACCCAAAUCCAAUUUGCAUACCGCCCCAACAGGUCCACAGAUGACACAAUCUCUAUUGUACUCCACAUUGCCAUCUCCCACCUGGAGAAGAGGAACACCUAUGUGACAAUGCUGUUCAUUGACUACAGCUCAGUGUUCAACACCAUAGUGGCCUCCAAGCUCAUCACUAAGCUCAGGACCCUGGGACUGAACACCUCCCUCUUUAACUGGAUCCUGGACUUCCUGACGACCUGUCCCAAGGUGGUAAGGGUUUGCAACAACACAUCCGCCACGCUGACCCUCAACACAGGGGCCCCUCAGGGGUGCGUUGAGGGUCAGCGUGGCGGAUGUGUUGUUGCAAACCCUUACCACCUUGGGACAGGUCAUCAGGAAGUAUAUUUUAUUUGACUCAUUAACAAUUAAUAAAUAUUCCAUUGAUGACAUACAGUGGGGAAAAAAAGUAUUUAGUCAGCCACCAAUUGUGCAAGUUCUCCCACUUAAAAAGAUGAGAGAGGCCUGUAAUUUAUAUCAUAGGUACACGUCAACAAUGACAGACAAAAUGAGAAAAAAAAAUCCAGAAAAUCACAUUGUAGGAUUUUUAAUGAAUUUAUUUGCAAAUGAUGGUGGAAAUAAGUAUUUGGUCAAUAACAAAAGUUUCUCAAUACUUUGUUAUAUACCCUUUGUUGGCAAUGACACAGGUCAAACGUUUUCUGUAAGUCUUCACAAGGUUUUCACACACUGUUGCUGGUAUUUUGGCCCAUUCCUCCAUGUAGAUCUCCUCUAGAGCAGUGAUGUUUUGGGGCUGUCGCUGGGCAACACGGACUUUCAACUCCCUCCAAAGAUUUUCUAUGGGGUUGAGAUCUGGAGACUGGCAAGGCCACUCUAGGACCUUGAAAUGCUUCUUACGAAGCCACUCCUUCGUUGCCCGGGCGGUGUGUUUGGGAUCAUUGUCAUGCUGAAAGACCCAGCCACGUUUCAUCUUCAAUGCCCUUGCUGAUGGAAGGAGGUUUUCACUCAAAAUCUCACGAUACAUGGCCCCAUUCAUUCUUUCCUUUACACGGAUCAGUCGUCCUGGUCCCUUUGCAGAAAAACAGCCCCAAAGCAUGAUGUUUCCACCCCCAUGCUUCACAGUAGGUAUGGUGUUCUUUGGAUGCAACUCAACAUUCUUUGUCCUCCAAACACGACGAGUUGAGUUUUUACCAAAAAGUUCUAUUUUGGUUUCAUCUGACCAUAUGACAUUCUCCCAAUCCUCUUCUGGAUCAUCCAAAUGCACUCUAUCAAACUUCAGACGGGCCUGGACAUGUACUGGCUUAAGCAGGGGGACACGUCUGGCACUGCAGGAUUUGAGUCCCUGGCGGCGUAGUGUGUUACUGAUGGUAGGCUUUGUUACUUUGGUCCCAGCUCUCUGCAGGUCAUUCACUACGUGCCCCCGUGUGGUUCUGGGAUUUUUGCUCACCAUUCUUGUGAUAAUUUUGACCCCACGGGGUGAGAUCUUGCGUGAAGCCCCAGAUCGAGGGAGAUUAUCAGUGGUCUUGUAUGUCUUCCAUUUCCUAAUAAUUGCUCCCACAGUUGAUUUCUUCAAACCAAGCUGCUUACCUAUUGCAGAUUCAGUCUUCCCAGCCUGGUGCAGGUCUACAAUUUUGUUUCUGGUGUCCUUUGACAGCUCUUUGGUCUUGGCCAUAGUGGAGUUUGGAGUGAGACUGUUUGAGGUUGUGGACAGGUGUCUUUUAUACUGAUAACAAGUUCAAACAGGUGCCAUUAAUACAGGUAAAGAGUGGAGGACAGAGGAGCCUCUUAAAGAAGAAGUUACAGGUCUGUGAGAGCCAGAAAUGUUGCUUGUUUGUAGGUGACCAAAUACUUAUUUUCCACCAUAAUUUGCAAAUAAAUUCAUAAAAAAUCCUACAAUGUGAUUUUCUGGAAAAAAUAUUCUCAAUUUGUCUGUCAUAGUUGACGUGUACCUAUGAUGAAAAUUACAGGCCUCUCUCAUCUUUUUAAGUGGGAGAACUUGCACAAUUGGUGGCUGACUAAAUACUUUUUUCCCCCACUGUAUAUAAAUAUAUUCAUAAAUAUGUAAAGAAAUGGUGAGUCAAACUAUGAUUAACAAUUAGGUGGAAAUUGCCACCUGGAGACAUGGUGUUGAAAGGGUUAAUCAACCAUUACCAAAUACCUAAAAAUAAUCUUAGGAGUUGACAGUAAUUUCUUUUUUAUACCACAGCAUUGUUGAAUACUCUUUUUUGAUUGGCUAGAAGGGCAUUCUAGAAUGGACAUUAAAGCUAGAUAACGGGACAGUAGGAAAAUAUCUCAGGACAGUUGGAAAAUAUAUUGGGACACCUUGCAAUCAUGGCACAAUAUGUGCCUACACUUUCAGACCAUACUUGCUACAAACUUAUAGAAACCUAAACCAACAACUACACAAACUGCAAUUGGACACACUGUAAACGCAGGUCCAACGAGAUAAAAACGUAGCUAGCUAGCAUUGAUUUGUUUUUGCAGAGACAUAUUUUUUUGGAGCAUCUAACAUUGUCAGUGAUGAGCAUGAAUUUAUCCGGUCCCCUUCAUGGCUAAAGCUGUCAAAUCCUCCCACAUGUUUUUAGUUUGACCAGCCGUUUUCAGCAAUUGAUAUUUUUGAAUUCGGUUGUCAUUUUGGCAGCUUUGCUAGCAAAAAACGAUUUAGCUAGCUUCUAGCCUAGUGUUUGAUAUGCAAUGUGAUCUCCUCAUAAUUAACAGUUGUGACUAGCUGGCUGGCUGGCUAGCAGCAAGCAAUGAAUAAGAAUGUUGCCACUGAGCAUGGCAACGGAACAUAAAGAACCAACGACUGGGUCGCAUCCGUAAAUAUCAAACUAAUCAAACGAAUGACUGGGUCGCGUCUCUAGCAACCAGAAGAUGAGAAAGUAUGAAUUAUAAAAAAAUUAUAACAUUUUAAUAUCAACUGGGAAAAAAUAUUUAUACCGGCAAAUGUGUGCUUUCAUAUUGUUUUCUUUGGCAACUGUGGUAUAAGUGAGAUAAACGCCUCCGUUCUGUACAUGGAAAAAUUUACUCCGCAAAUGGACUCGGCUCCACCUCAUCCAGCUGCGUCGUCCAUUAUUUCCAAGGUAAUCUACAGAACGUCUGCGUUUAUCCCUUACAUAGCUGGUUAAGUACAUUAGUAGUACAUUAUAAAUCCUUUACAAAUUGUGAACAUAUGAUCAAAUACCUUAUUCAUUUUUAUUAAUUUACAAAUGUAGGAAUAAUGAUAAAUAAAUGUUAAGUAAACUCUUUACAAACUGUUUGUAAAUGAUUUAUUAAGGGACAUUAAUAUAAAGUGUUACCAAAGCUUUAUCAAUAAUCUUAUUGUUAGCAUUGAGAUUACCCUAACAUGUUAAUAACAUCUACUAUUUUAUAUUUAUGUUCCCUUAUUUUCUUUAGGAGGUUGGAAGUAUUAUUGGCAAGGUAUGCAAGAGUUUGUGUUUAUCACGUACUUGUACAUAACACAAUAAUUCGAACAAUAGUUACCUGAUGCACUGAAUCAGAGAAAAUAUAAUUACUUGAGAUUACUGUAAACAUUUAAUGUUUUUCUUCCAGAAAGGGGAAACAGUGAAGAAAAUGCGUGAGGAGGUGCGUUGUCAAUCCCUCUUUUCUUCGAUUAUACACUUUCAUCAUGAGAAUUAGAAUCAAUCCCAUGGCUGCUCAUAAUGACGUCUGUUAUUAUUCACAGAGCGGAGCACGAAUCAACAUCUCCGAGGGCAACUGCCCCGAGAGGAUCGUCACCAUCACUGGCCCAACAGACGCCAUCUUUAAGGCCUUUGCCAUGAUUGCCUAUAAGUUUGAGGAGGUAUCAUCAUUUCUCUUGUCCUAAAUAACCUCAUGUAUAUGCAGAGGCAGGAGUGCUACCACUGCUUGGGUGAGAACAAAUGGAGAAUAGCUUUAGAUGGUGCUCUCCUUGGGAGGGUUGCUGAUUUUUGUCUUCAUAUUCAGAUGAGUUCAAGGCACUCUUCAAAUUUGUGAAAAUAUAAAAUGUCUUAAUUAGGUUCGCAUACUAACAGGGAUUAAUAAAAACAUGGCACAAUUUGUUUUUACUACUGUAGGUCAUGCUCUGAUGAAGGCGUAUUAGCCGGUACAGUGAGGGAAAAAAGUAUUUGAUCCCCUGCUGAUUUUGUACAUUUGCCCACUGACAAAGAAAUGAUCAGUCUAUAAUUUUAAUGGUAGGUUUAUUUGAACAGUGAGAGACAGAAUAACAACGAAAAAAAUCCAGAAAAACGCAUGUCAAAAAUGUUAUAAAUUGAUUUGCAUUUUAAUGAGGGAAAUAAGUAUUUGACCCCCUCUCAAUCAGAAAGAUUUCUGGCUCCCAGGUGUCUUUUAUACUGGUAACGAGCUGAGAUUAGGAGCACACUCUUAAAGGAAGUGCUCCUAAUCUCAGCUUGUUACCUGUAUAAAAGACACCUGUCCACAGAAGCAAUCAAUCAAUCAGAUUCUCUCCACCAUGGCCAAGACCAAAGAGCUCUCCAAGGAUGUCAGGGACAAGAUUGUAGACCUACACAAGGCUGGAAUGGGCUACAAGACCAUCGCCAAGCAGCUUGGUGAGAAGGUGACAACAGUUGGUGCGAUUAUUCGCAAAUGGAAGAAACACAAAAUAACUGUCAAUCUCCCUUGGCCUGGGGCUCCAUGCAAGAUCUCACCUCGUGGAGUUGCAAUGAUCAUGAGAACGGUGAGGAAUCAGCCCAGAACUACACGGGAGGAUCUUGUCAAUGAUCUCAUGGCAGCUGGGACCAUAGUAACCAAGAAAACAAUUGGUAACACACUACGCAGUGAAGAACUGAAAUCCUGCAGCGCCUGCUAGGUCCCCCUGCUCAAGAAAGCACAUAUACAGGGCCGUCUGAAGUUUGCCAAUGAACAUCUGAAUGUUUCAGAGGAGAACUGGGUAAAAGUGUUGUGGUCAGAUGAGACCAAAAUCGAGCUCUUUGGCAUCAACUCAACUCGCCAUGUUUGGAGGAGGAGGAAUGCUGCCUAUGACCCCAAGAACACCAUCCCCACCGUCAAACAUGGAGGUGGAAACAUUAUGCUUUGGGGGUAUUUUCUGCUAAGGGGACAGGACAACUUCACCGCAUCAAAGGGACGGUGGACGGGCCAUGUACCGUCAAAUCUUGGGUGAGAACCUCCUUUGUUGCCCUCAGCCAGGGCAUUGAAAAUGGGUCGUGGAUGGGUAUUCCAGCAUGACAAUGACCCAAAACACACGGCCAAGGCAACAAAGGAGUGGCUCAAGAAGAAGCACAUUAAGGUCCUGGAGUGGCCUAGCCAGUCUCCAGACCUUAAUCCCAUAGAAAAUCUGUGGAGGGAGCUGAAGGUUUGAGUUGUCAAAUGUCAGCCUCGAAACCUUAAUGACUUGGAGAAGAUCUGCAAAGAGGAGUGGGACAAAAUCCCUCCUGAGAUGUGUGCAAACCUGGUGGCCAACUACAAGAAAUGUCUGACCUCUGUGAUUGCCAACAAGGGUUUUGCCACCAAGUACUAAGUCAUGUUUUGCAGAGGGGGUCAAAUACUUAUUUCCCUAAUUAAAAUGCUAAUCAAUUUAUAACAUUUUUGACAUGCGUUUUUCUGGAUUUUUUUGUUGUUAUUCUGUCUCUCACUGUUCAAAUACACCUACCAUUAAAAUUAUAGACUGAUCAUGUCUUUGUCAGUGGGCAAACGUACAAAAUCAGCAGGGGAUCAAAUACUUUUUCCCUCACUGUAUGUGAAGCAAAAAAGUUUGCCAGGUUUUUAUAUUUUUUAUCCCUGUGGGUAUGCCAAUUUAAUAAAGGAAUUUAACAUUUAGGCAAAUUAAGAGUUAUUUUUUUAUUUUUUCAAUUAUGAAGAAUAACCUCCUUUACUUUCUUUAACUGUGGUCCAAUAAAACCGAUUUGCCAACAAAAAGGGAGAAACAUAAAUGGCCGUGGAGAGAAGGUGUAGUAAACAUCGAAGUAAAAUAUGUCUUACACAGGCAACUGCUUCUUAUGCUUGACCAGAUUUUCUCCCAUUCCAGGAUAUAAUCAAUUCCAUGAGCAACAGUCCAGCCACCAGCAAGCCCCCUGUCACUCUGCGUCUGGUGGUGCCAGCCAGCCAGUGUGGAUCUCUCAUUGGGAAGGGAGGUUCCAAGAUAAAGGAGAUGAGAGAGGUACGGUACAGUACAGGUACAGUAGCGGGCUAUACCAUGAACAUCAGACAUGGAGCAUGGAAUCAAGAUGAUACCAAGAUUGUUUGCAUUCUGAUUCUUUACCCUUCUACCAGAAGUGUACACUUGCUCACUUCUCAAUUUAUCAUACUUCACUUCACUAUCUUAUGACUGUUGCCCAUACUAAAUAAACCCAACAAACUUGUCAUACUAGGCAAUGCCCCGCACCGUAUUACUUGAGUUGUCAAUGGCUCUGUGUCUUUGUGAGUGUUACCUUAUGUUGUUAUUUCCAAUACCAAUGUAAUCUCUACAUGUUGAUUGUGUUUAAUCAAGAGUUCAAGAUGCGAGAUAAAUUCCUGAAUAAGGCCAAUUUACAGUAAGUGAAUUGCACUGAACUGGAACUAUGUCUCACUGUGCCAUGUCUAUCUUUCCCCAGUCCACAGGGGCACAGGUUCAGGUGGCAGGGGACAUGCUGCCUAAUUCCACAGAGCGUGCCGUGACAAUUUCUGGGACCCCUGAAGCCAUAAUCCAGUGUGUCAAACAAAUCUGUGUGGUCAUGCUGGAGGUAAAGUAUGUUGGAGGGAGAGGACAUUUUCAGUUCAAUAAAAAGGGAGUUUAGCCACCAAAACCCACAUAGCCAGAACAAAGACACAGCGAGAGCCAUGCUACUGUUGGCACUCUGAACGGUCCCUGUCCCUAGUUCCCUGCCAAGCUACUCCUGCUGUGAUGGUUUAAAAAAAUUCUAACAUAAUCGACUGAACAUAAUAUAAUAAUUCUCCAGUAACAACUUUGUAGUUUCCAAAAGUUUCAGGGGUAAGACAAAACCAAUUUUUGUGCUCGGACAGAGAGAACUGGAUUAAUCAAUUAAAUAAUUUUAAAUUAACAACACAUUUAGAAAUAAAUCCUUGAUUCAAAUAUCCUAUCUCACAACAUGGGAAGAGUGUUAUUUUGCUUUACCUCAGAAAUGUGGUCUAGACGCAACUUUUUUAUCAAAUCAGUCAACUAGUUAUUAUCUCCCCAAUUUAUCCCAUCGAUGUCAACAUUGUCUAGUUCCUUGUUGGACUGAAAUAGGUUCCGUUACUCAUUAUGGGUGCCGGUACUGUUUAUAUUUUGGUGCAGGAGCUCCACAAUACUUUUGAGCUAAUAUUCUAAAAACAGGAGCUCAAGCAGUAGAAAAUUUGAGGUGCCAGUACUCAGCUCUGGUGAGCUCCUGCCCAAGUCAAGCACUGCUGGUUGAUUUUUUUAAUUUAAAUUUUUAAUUUAACCUUUAUUUAACCAGGUAAGCCAGUUGAGAACAAGUUCUCAUUUACAUCUGCGACCUGGCCAAGAUAAAGCAAAGCAGUGCGAUAAAAAACUACAACACAGAGUUACAUAUGGGGUAAACAAAACAUAAAGUAAAAAAUACAACAGAAAAUAUAUAUACAGUGUGUGCGAAUGUAGUAAAUUAUGGAGGUAAGGCAAUAAAUAGGCCAUAGUGCAAAAUAGUUACAAUUUCGUAUUAACACUGGAAUGAUAGAUGUGCAAAAGAUGAUGUGCAAAUAGAGAUACUGGGGUGCAAAUUAGCAAAAUAAAUAACAAUAUGUGAAUGAGGUAGUUGGAUGGGCUAAUUACAGAUGGGCUGUGUACAGGUGCAGUGAUCGGUAAGCUGCUCUGACAACUGACGCCUAAAGUUAGUGAGGGAGAUAAGAGUCUCCAGCUUCAGAGAUUUUUGCAGUUCGUUCCAGUCAUUGGCAGCAGAGAACUGGAAAGAAUGGCGGCCAAAGGAGGUGUUGGCUAUGAGGAUGACCAGUGAGAUAUACCUGCUGGAGCGCAGACUAUGGUUGGGUGUUGCUAUGGUGACCAGUGAGCUAAGAUAAGAUGGGGAUUUGCCUAGCAGUGAUUUAUAGAUGACCUGGAGCCAGUGGGUUUGGCGACGAAUAUGUAGUGAGUGCCAGCCAACAAGAGCGUACAGGUCACAAUGGUGGGUAGUAUAUGGGGCUUUGGUGACAAAACGGAUGGCACUGUGAUAGACUACAUCCAAUUUGCUGAGUACAGUGUUGGAGGCUAUUUUGUAAAUGACAUCGCCGAAGUCAAGGAUCGAUAGGAUAGUCAGUUUUAUGAGGGCAUGUUUGGCAGCAUGAGUGAAGGAGGCUUUGUUGCGAAAUAGGAAGCCGAUUCUAGAUCUAACUUUUGAUUGGAGAUGCUUAAUGUGAGUCUGGAAGGAGAGUUUACAGUCUAACCAGACACCUAGGUAUUUGUAGUUGUCCACAUACUCUAGGUCAGACCCGCCGAGAGUAGUGAUUCUAGUCGGGUGGGCGGGUGAAAGCAGCGUUCGGUUGAAGAGCAUGCAUUUAGUUUUACUAGUGUUUAAGAGCAGUUGGAGGCUACGGAAGGAGUGUUGUAUGGCGUUGAAGCUCGUUUGGAGGUUUGUUAACACAGUGUCCAAUGAAGGGCCAGAUGUAUACAAAAUGGUCUCGUCCGCAUAGAGGUGGAUCCGAGCUUCACCAGCAGCAAGAGCAACAUCAUCAGAGUCGGCCCGAGAAUUGAACCCUGUGGCACCCCCAUAGAGACUGCCAGAGGUCCAGACAACAGGCCCUCCGAUAUGACACAUUGAACUCUAUCUGAGAAGUAGUUGGUGAACCAGGCAAGGCAUUCAUUUGAGAAACCGAGGCUAUUUAGUCUUCCAAUAAGAAUGCGGUGGUUGACAGAGUCGAAAGCCUUGGCCAGGUCGAUGAAGACGGCUGCGCAGUACUGUCAUUUAUCAAUCGCGGUUAUAUUAUCGUUUAGGACCUUGAGCGUGGCUGAGGUGCACCCAUGACAAGCUCGGAAACCGGAUUGCAUAGCGGAGAAGGUACGGUGGGAUUCGAAAUGGUCGGUGAUCUGUUUGUUAACUUGGCUUUCAAAAACUUUCGAAAGGCAGGGCAGGAUGGAUAUAGGUCUGUAACAGUUUGGAUCUAGAGUGUCACCCCCUUUGAAGAGGGGGAUGACCGCGGCAGCUUUCCAAUCUCCGGGGAUCUCAGACGUUACGAAAGAGAGGUUGAACAGGCUAGUAAUAGGGGUUGCGACAAUUUCGGCGGCUAAUUUUAGAAAGAAAGGGUCCAGAUUGUCUAGCCCAGCUGAUUUGUAGGGGUCCCGAUUUUUCAGCUCUGUCAGAACAUGCAUGGGUAGGUUGCAGCGGAGGGUGCAGAGCUGUGGCCGGGGUAGUGGUAGCCAGGUGGAAAGCAUGGCCAGCCGUAGCAAAAUGCUUGUUGAAAUUCUCGAUUAUUGUAGAUUUAUCAGUGGUGACAGUGUUUCCUAACCUCAGUGCAGUGGGCAGUUGGGAGGAGGUGCUCUUAUUCUCCAUGGACUUUACAGUGUCCCAAAACCUUUUGGAGUUAGUGCUACAGGAUGCACAUUUCUGUUUGAAAAAGCUAGCCUUUGCUUUCCUAACUGAUUGUGUAUAUUGGUUCCUGACUUCCCUGAAAAGUUGCAUAUCGCGGGGGCUGUUCGAUGCUAAUGCAGUACGCCACAGGAUGUUUUUGUGCUGGUCAAGGGCAGUCAAGUCUGAGGAGAACCAGGUGCUAUAUCUGUUCUUAGUUCUGAAUUUUUUGAAUGGGGCAUGCUUAUUUAAGAUUGAGAGGAAAGCACUUUUAAAGAACAACCAGGCAUCCUCUACUGACGGAAUGAGGUCAAUAUCCAUCCAGGAUACCCGGGCCAGGUCAAUUAGAAAGGCCUGCUCGCUAAACUGUUUUAGGGAGCGUUUGACAGUGAUGAGGGGUGGUCGUUUAACCGCGGACCCAUUACGGACGCAGGCAAUAAGGCAGUGAUCGCUGAGAUCCUGGUUGAAGACAGCGGAGGUGUAUUUAGAGGGUAAAUCUGUCAGGAUGAUAUCUAUGAGGGUGCCCAUGUUUACAGAUUUUGGGUUGUACCUGUUAGAUUCGUUGAUAAUUUGUGUGAGAUUGAGGCCAUUUAGUUUAGAUUGUAAGUUGGCCGGAGUGUUAAGCAUAUCCCAGUUUAGGUCACCAAGCAGUACGGACUCUGAGGAUAGAUGGGGGGCAAUCAGUUCACAUAUGGUUUCCAGGGCACAGCUGGGGGCUGAGGGGGGUCUGUAGCAAGCGACAACAGUGAGAGACUUAUUUCUGGAAAGGUGGAUUUUUAGAAGUAGAAGCUCAAACUGUUUGGGCACAGACCUGGAUAGUAUGAUAGAGCUCUGCAGGCUAUCUCUACAGUAGAUUGCAACCCCACCCCCUUUGGCAUCGAUCUAUCGAGACGGAAAAUGUUGUAGUUGGGGAUGGACAUUUCUGAAUUUUUGGUGGCCUUCCUAAGCCAGGAUUCAGACACUGCUAGAACAUCAGGGCUGGCGGAGUGUGCUAACGCAGUGAAUAACUCAAACUUAGGGAGGAGGCUUCGGAUGUUAACGUGCAAGAAACCAAGGCUUUUACGCUUACAGAAGUCAACAAAUGAUAACGCCUGGGGAGUAGGAGUGAUACUGGGGGCUACAGGGCCUGGGUUAACCUCUACAUCACCAGAGGGACAGAGGAGGAGUAGAAUAAGGAUACGGCUAAAGGCAUUAAGAACUGGUAUUCUAGUGCGUUGGGUACAGAGAAAAAAACGGGCAGAUUUCCGGGCGUUGUAGAAUAGAUUCAGGGCAUUAUGUACAGACAAGAAUAUGGAAGGAUAUGAGUACAGUGGAGGUAAACCUAAGCGUUGGGUAACGAUGAAAGAGAUAGCAUCACUGGAGGCACAGAUUGAGUCGGUCUCCGCGUGUAUGUGGGGUGGGACAAAGGAGCUGUCUAAGGCAGGUUGAGCUGGGCUGGGGGCUCUACAGUGAAAUAGUACAAUAAGAAAUAACCGAAACAGCAUUAAGCAAGGCAUAUUGACAUGGGAGAGAGGCACAAAGCAGUCACAGGUGUUAUUCCAGAGAGCUAAGACAACAGCUGGUAAUGGCGACAAAGUUUGGGCUGAGGCUAAACAUAAACAGGAUGCAGUACUGUAUAAAGGAACAGUCCAGCAGGCAUCAGCUGUAUAGCUGAGUUAUCAUAAGGUCUGGUGAACAGCAAUAGGAGAGUUCGGAGGUAGAUUCGGGGGCUGCUAUAGCACUGGGGAGCAAGAGGCCCGGCUUGCGUGUGGUAGCGGGCCGGAGCUAGCAGAUGGAUCUUCGUGGUCGACGUCGUAACGGGAAGCCUGUUGAAACCACAUCAGACGAUUUCGUCGGCAAACCAGUCAUGUUGGAUCGGCGGGGCUCGAGGCUAGCUCAAGGCUAACUGGUGCUUGCUAAGGGGCAAUGGUAAUUAGCCAACGACAACAGCCAUUUGGUUGCAGCUAGCUGGUUGCAAUGAUCCGGCGCUAGGGUCCAGUGAUUCCGGCAGAAAAUCCGAUAUGCUCUGGGUCGAUAGCACGCUGUGCAGACUGGCCGACAAAUUGUCCAGGCUAGAGCUAGAGCUGGCUGAUGGGUAGUGCAGGCCACGGACAAUGGUGAAGACGCUAACGGUGGCUCAUAGCAAGUAGCCAUUCGGUUGCAGCUAGACUAGUUUCAGUUUAAGGUUCUUGAAAAAAGUUAUAAAGAAAUAAUAGAAUCCUUUUCCAUGUUGGGUGAGGCGGGUUGCAGGAAAGUAUAUUUAGUUAAAGAAUUAAAAGUAAAAUUGAGAAGAAAAAAAAAACACAGAACACAGAUAAAAAACACGACCGCACUGCUACGCUAUCUUGGAUUCCACAAUAGUCUACUUACUAAUGUACAGAUUAUUCUUGUCUGAUAACCAGCUAAGCUGACGUGGAGCUUUUGUCUUACAAAGGCUAGUGAUACAAUCUGAUGGAGUUAAUCAGUGAAUUCCACUCUACAUUCACCCAAAAGUCCUCUGUAGCUCAAUUGGUAGAGCAUGGUGCUUCUAACGCCAGGGUAGUGGGUUCGAUCCCCGGGACCACCCAUACGUAAAAUUUAUGCACACAUGACUGUAAGUCGCUUUGGAUAAAAGCAUUUGCUAAAUCGCAUAUUAUAUUAUAUUAUAUUAAAAGUGUAUGUGGUGCCACUGCUACAUUAAUAAAUAUUGUGUCUCACUCAAGCAGCUACCUAAGGCUGUGUUUAUACAUCUAUCCUAAGAACCCAAUUAUUUUUCAUAUCUAAUAUUUUUUUCUGACUGUCCACACACUUAUAUGUGACCCCUAUCAGAUUUGCACAUUCAAACUGAUGUAGCCUCUGAAAUAUCACACAGAUGCAAUGCUCAUUUCCUGUCAGUGUUCCUUUAAUAUUCUGGGUGGUUAUCGCGGUAACAGCAGGACAUGUGCAAAAAAAACAUCUGAUCUGAGGUCGCAUAUGAAACAUCGGAAUUGUAACAAGAUUGAGAACUACAUACGAAAAUGUGGAAUAAGUCGAAACUCAAAAGAUCAGAUUCAAUGUGGUUUUUGCUGUUAACACAUUCAGGAAAUAAUCUUAUAGGUAUCAGACGCCAAUACAUUGGAAUUGGGCUGCCUCUGUAAACACAGCCAAAGAGCUGCAGCUGCCCCUAUUACUGUACAUUAUUGUUUUUCAAGAUAUGGCGAAUAGAAAGCUACAGUGAGGCACAGACAAACUCCUCACAAAAACACUGGGCUGGGAAUACACAUCUGUCUGAAACGGCACCCUAUUCUCUCUGUACUGUACGACUUAGGUGACAUUUUGGAUGUAACCUCUGUCUCCCUCGUCUCUCUUGUUAAACCCACGGCCACACACUCAGUCCUGGUCUAACACUCUCUCUGUGUCUUCCCUCUUCCUCUUCUCCUAGUCCCCACCGAAAGGUGCCACCAUUCCCUACCGCCCAAAGCCCGCCUCCACCCCCAUCAUUUUUUCAGGUGGCCAGGUAAGAGCCGAACUGCUGGUGGCGUCCGCAGCCAACCUCAGCCUUUUAUUCCAGCACCAGCCACUGCCUGUUAGUGCACUCAGGUUUUCUCAAAUUCACACUCACUCGCAUGCCGCCCCCUUCUUGUAAAGCCCAAUGUACAAAGUUCAGAGCAGGCCACGAUAGUCAGCAUGGCCCAUUAUUACAUUCUAACAAACCUCAUUUGAUUGGCUCUUAUCUAGUCGUGGACGUAUAUGACGUAUAUGACGUAUAUGACGUAUAGACUAUCACGGCCUGCGGCUAUGAACUUUAUAAAGCUAGGCCAAGAGGGAGGGAGGGAUAUAGGGAAGGAGCUUGUUGCAGGUCACUACUAAAUAGAGGGCUAUUAUAGUUUGUGAAGGUGGUGCUUGAGGACCCCUGUUCAGACGUUUUUGCUCCGACUUUCACUUAAUUCUGUUCAAUUAAUCUCAUGUCCACCUCUUGACAGUAGCAUUAAAAUUAUAACCAGGGGUUGGGAUGGGGGGGUUGGAACAGAAACCUGCACGAUGAGGGGUCCUUUAGGACGUCAAGACCAAAAUGGACUGCAUGGCUAUUGGACUUUUAACACCUUUGUGGGUUAACCAUAGAUUGUGUUUCAAAGCACUCCUAACUAAUGACUUGCAUGCAAGCUCUCAUUGUACAGUGCACCCCUCCUCUUUCAAAAAUAUAUCAUAUCCUUUUAACAUUCCUGAUGACUUGUUAACAUCUUUUUAAAGGUAGUCUCAGUGAUAUGACGUACACUACAUUACCAAAAGUAUGUGGACACAUCUCAUUCCAAAAUCAUGGGCAUUAACAUGGAGUUGGUCCCCCCUUUGCUGCUAUAACAGCCUUGACCAAAGUUGCUUUGACAGACCUACAAUUAAUCAAUGACAUAUUCUGUCAACUGCACUGCCAGCUACUAACCAUUUGUUUAGUAAGGCCUUCAAACAUUUAAGUCAGAAACAGGGUAAUCCAACACAACAAUAUAUAUGCCCAAACUGUAACAGGUCAUGUGGCAUCAAUGAUUUGAAGAAUAGGAGCGACCUUGUUACCCUUCCUAUAGAUUCUCAAGUACAAGGUCUGCUUGAAAAUGUUAAAGUGAGAGACUCCCUUAAUCACAGAUAUACAUGGGCAACAUCAGAGAAUAUACUUGGUGACAUUUAUGACGGUGAAAUAUACAAAACCUUCUCUUCCGGGGGGAAUUCUUAACAAUAUAUCAAAUAAGAUUGUAUUUGUCACAUGCUUCAUAAACAACAGGUGUAGACUAACAGUGAAAUUAUUACUUAUAGGCCCUUCCCAACAAUGCAGAGAGAAAAAAAUGAGAUAUAAUAGAAAAACAGAAACAAUUCAUAAAUAAUAACAAGGAAUAAAUACACAAUGAUUAACGAUAACCUGGCUAUAUACACGGGUACCAGUCCCAAGUAGAUGUGCAGGGAUACGGGGUAAUUGAGGUAGAUUACUACAUGGCCAAAAGUAUGUGGACAUAUUGGGGUUUCCAAUGUUGACUUCCUCAUUCAAGUACCAAGAACAAAGUACAAAAAAAGUGUCUUGAACCACAAGAGCAUUAGUGAGGUCGGGCACUGAUGUUGGGCGAUUAGGCCUGGCUCGCAAUCGGCGUUCCGAUUCAUCCCAAAGGUGUUUGAUGGGGUUGAGGUCAGGGCUCUGUGCAGGCCAGUCAAGUUCUUCCACACCGAUUUCGACAAACCAUUUCUGUAUGGACCUCGCUUUGUGCAUGGGGGCAUUGUCAUGCUGAAACAGGAAAGGGCAUUCCCCAAACUGUUGCCACAAAGUUGGAAGCACAGAAUUGUCUAGAAUGUCAUUGUAUGCUGUAGCGUUAAGACUUCCCUUCACUGGAACUAAGUGGCCUAGCACGAACCAUGAAAAAUAGCCCCAGACCAUUUUUACUCCUCCACCAAACGUUACAGUUGGCACUAUUCAUUGGGGCAGGUAGCGUUCUCCUAGCAUCCGCCAAAUCCAGAUUUGUCCAUCGGACUGCCAGAUGGUGAAGCGUGAUUCAUCAAUCCAGAGAACACGUUUCCAUUGCUCCAGGGUCCAAUGGCGACGUGCUUUACACCACUCUAGCCGACGCUUGGCAUUGCGCAUGAUGAUCUUAGACUUGUGUGCGGCUGCUCGGGCAUGGAAACCCAUUUCAUGAAGCUCCCGGCUAACAGUUCUUGUGCGGAAGUUGCUUCCAGAGGCAGUUUCGAACUCGGUAGUGAGUGUUGCAACUGAGGACAGACGAUUUUUACGCACUCGGCGCUUCGGCACUCGCCAGUCCCAUGGCCUACCACUUCACGGCUGGGCCGUUGUUGCUCCUAGACAUUUUCACUUCACGAUAACAGCACUUAUAGUUGACCAGGGCAGCUCUAGCAGGGCAGAAAUUUGACGGACUGACUUAUUGGAAAGGUGGUAUCCUAUGAUGGUGCCACGUUGAAAGUGACUGAGCUCUUCAAUAAGGCCAUUCUAUUGCCAAUGUUUGUCUAUGGAGAUUGCAUGGCUGUGUGUUCGAUGUCAUACACCUGUCAGAAAUGGGUUUGGCUGAAAUAGCCAAAUCCAAUAUUUUGAAGGGGUGUCCACAUACUUUGUAUAAAAAAAGUCUAGAUGCAGAAAGUAACAUAGUGAGUCAAUUUCCGCAACAACUAAGAGCGUGGAAGCACGAGGCUCAACUCCUCCACUGUUUUGGUGCCCUGGCUACCACGCUGUGAACAGCAUGAAGCGUAACUGUGCACAUGCGCAGACUGUUUGACUGUGUGAGAGCGAAGUCUUACCACUUGCUCAUCUCAAUAUCUGCGGUGCUGCUUGUGGCAAUGUCUUUUCGCUGAUUCUACCUUUAACAUUCUUGAAUACUGCUACUGCUACUAAUACCACUACUCAUCCACUACCACUACUGUAAAUUAGUCAAAAAUAUUAAAUGUAAUGAAUAGUAUUUAUAGUCAAGGCAUCAAAGUACAAAAAUGUCGUUGACUAUCACCUAUUAAAGGGACAUCAUAUAAGGCAAGUUUUUCAAAUGUCAUGUUAGUUCAUUCACAGAGAAUAUCAGUGGUUUGAAAUUGUUCAGUGUUCAUAUAUUAUAUAAACGUUAUGCAACAUUGUCAAGUAUAAAAUGCUUCCAAGGGAAACAAAGACUAUAUGAAUGAGACAGUACUUAAGUCUGAAAUAAUUGUAAAAAUUGAACUUCAGAGUAGUCUCUGAGGUUACAUGUAUAAGCCCUAUUCCCUGAGAAGAUAGAUAAUAAUAUUCAGUUUUUGUGUUUCUUCUUCCUCCAUACAGGCCUACACAAUUCAGGGACAAUAUGCCAUCCCACACCCAGAUGUGAGUUCCAAGUCUCAGCUGUCAAAUCUUAUUACUGUCAAAAGUCUGCACAUUUCUUAGAUUUACACCUACUAAUAUUAACCAGUAAUAUUAAUACAACAUUGUUUUCAGUGAAAGCAUUCUGAAACCUUCACUUCUCAGGUCUUGGCCUGUUCCAUUUUUAAAAUGACGGCACUUAAGGAACAAGUUCUUGGUUUGGAGUGAUUUUUUCAGAUUUAGAAUCGCAUACACCCAACAGUCUCCACACCCAGGAAAUUGCUUUUGACUGAUGCCGUGCUCUGUUGCAGUGCUUAGGACUAAGUAGAAUGUGAUAGAACUGGUCGUCUGGGUGUGGACUCCUCCUAAUUUCCACAAGGCCAUACAUAGUCUCCAUUAACCCAUCCACCACCUCCCCGUCUUCUUUUUUUUUUUUUUUUACAGCUUUUCUGCUACAUAUACAUACAUUUUACAUACAGUGGGGAGAACAAAUAUUUGAUACACUGCCGAUUUUGCAGGUUUUCCUACUUACAAAGCAUGUAGAGGUCUGUAAUUUUUAUCCAGAAAAUCCAGAAAAUCACAUUGUAUGAUUUUUAAUUAAUUAAUUUGCAUUUUAUUGCAUGACAUAAGUAUUUGAUAGAUCACAAAAGCAGAACUUAAUAUUUGGUACAGAAACCUUUGUUUGCAAUUACAGAGAUCAUACGUUUCCUGUAGGUGUUGACCAGGUUUGCACACACUGCAGCAGGGAUUUUGGCCCACUCCUCCAUACAGACCUUCUCCAGAUCCUUCAGGUUUCGGGGCUGUCGCUGGGCAAUACGGACUUUCACCUCCCUCCAAAGAUGUUCUAUUGGGUUCAGGUCUGGAGACUGGCUAGGCCACUCCAGGACCUUGAGAUGCUUCUUACGGAGCCACUCCUUAGUUGCCCUGGCUGUGUGUUUCGGGUCGUUGUUAUGCUGGAAGACCCAGCCACGACCCAUCUUCAAUGCUCUUACUGAGGGAAGGAGGUUGUUGGCCAAGAUCUCGCGAUACAUGGCCCCAUCCAUCCUCCCCUCAAUACGGUGCAGUCGUCCUGUCCCCUUUGCAGAAAAGCAUCCCCAAAGAAUGAUGUUUCCACCUCCAUGCUUCCCGGUUGGGAUGGUGUUCUUGGGGAUGUACUCAUCAUUCUUCUUCCUCCAAAAACGGCGAGUGGAGUUUAGACCAAAAAGCUAUAUUUUUGUCUCAUCAGACCACAUGACCUUCUCCCAUUCCUCCUCUGGAUCAUCCAGAUGGUCAUUGGCAAACUUCAGACGGGCCUGGACAUGCGCUGGCUUGAGCAGGGGGACCUUGCGUGCGCUGCAGGAUUUUAAUCCAUGACGGCGUAGUGUGUUACUAAUGGUUAUCUUUGAGACUCUGGUCCCAGCUCUCUUCAGGUCAUUCACCAGGUCCUGCCGUGUAGUUCUGGGCUGAUCCCUCAGCUUCCUCAUGAUCAUUGAUGCCCCACGAGGUGAGAUCUUGCAUGGAGCCCCAGACCGUGGGUGAUUGACCGUCAUCUUGAACUUCUUCCAUUUUCUAAUAAUUGUGCCAACAGUUGUUGCCUUCUCACCAAGCUGCUUGCCUAUUGUCCUGUAGCCCAUCCCAGCCUUGUGCAGGUCUACAAUUUUAUCCCUGAUGUCCUUACACAGCUCUCUGGUCUUGGCCAUUGUGGAGAGGUUGGAGUCUGUUUGAUUGAGUGUGUGGACAGGUGUCUUUUAUACAGGUAACGAGUUCAAACAGGUGCAGUUAAUACAGGUAAUGAGUGGAGAACAGGAGGGCUUCUUAAAGAAAACUAACAGGUCUGUGAGAGCCGGAAUUCUUACUGGUUGGUAGGUGAUCAAAUACUUAUGUCAUGCAAUAAAAUGCAAAUUAAUUACUUAAAAACCAUACAAUGUGAAUUUCUGGAUUUUUGUUUUAGAUUCCGUCUCUCACAGUUGAAGUGUACCUAUGAUAAAAAUUACAGACCUCUACAUGCUUUGUUAGUAGGAAAACCUGCAAAAUCGGCAGUGUAUCAAAUACUUGUUCUCCCCACUGUACAUGGUACUUUUAUAUACAGCAAUCACAUACAAAUAAUACCUUACCAAACAUAAGCUAUUUAAUCCCACCCCUCAGCCAUUCUCCGCCCAUUCCACCUAUCACCAUAGACCACCCUCGUUUGGUUUCCAUGUGACAUAUAUUUUUCAAUUGUGCUGUGAGGUUUUACAUACAUUUUUUACCUUUCUACUUGCAUAGUAUCCACAGAUUGUGAGAUAAAGAUGAAAACCUUUCUUGCAAGUACUAUUAUAUUAUUUAUUGACUGACUAUGGCUUUCCAAAUCGCCCAACACUGCUAUUUGUAAGGUUCAUUUGAACCAGAAACAAGCUACAUAAGGGGCCAGAAUAAAUUAUCUAGUGAUUCUGUAUCUUCGCAGCAAAAUCUACAGAGCUGACAUUGUUGUAUGUCCCAUAUACAUAGUAUUCUGUUGGUGGCAAGAAUGUUGUAUAAUAAUUUAAAUUGAAAAACUAAAAGUGUUGAAUUAAGUGUUGUUUUUUGUAUCAGUUCAUAAACCAUGUGCCAUGGAAUCUGUACAUUGAACAUCUCUUCCCAUUUAUUUUGCAACCUGUAUGGCGCAGCUGUCAACAUUUCUGUCCUCAAAUGAAACUGGUAUAUUUUUCUAUUUAAGCCAAUUCUUUUCAGCCAAUUUGUAUCUUUAAUAUAUGGCAGACAAACAAGUUCCCCAACUUCUCCCUCUUCCACUUGCCGCCAUUUUUGUGGUAAUGCUGCAAUCAGUUGCUAAUAAGUUUGGAUUGAGCAGACAUUCACAUAUAUUUUCGAAAGCUGCAUAUGUGACAUAACUCCACCAUUUCUAUUCAUAAUAUCAAUAAUAAAUAUAAUACUUUUUUUUUUCUUUUUCAUAAAGAAUGUUUAUUUAUUAAUCAGUAUAUUUGAGUUUAACCCUAAUGUUUGUUGUAAUAUUUGUUCUAUCUUUUCUGGACAAUAAAAAAGUCGGAAGUUUACAUACACUUAGGUUGGAGUCAUUAAAACUCGUUUUUCAACCACUCCACGAAUUUCUUGUUAACAAACUAUAGUUUUGGCAAGUUGGUUAGGACAUCUACUUUGUGCAUGACACAAGUAAUUUUUCCAACAAUUAUUUACGGACAAAUUAUUUCACUUAUAAUUCACUGUAUCACAAUUCCAGUGGGUCAGAAGUUUACAUACACUAAGUUGACUGUGCCUUUAAACAGCUUGGAAAAUUCCAGAAAAUGAUGUCAUGGCUUUAGAAGCUUCUGAUUUGAGUCAAUUGAACGUGUUCCUGUGGAUGUAUUUCAAGGCCUACCUUCAAAGCUUGACAUCAUGGGAAAAUCAAAAGAAAUCAGUCAAGACCUAUUUGUAGACGUCAUACCGCUCAGGAAGUCUCCUAGAGAUGAACAUACUUUGAUGAGGAAAGUUCAAAUCAAUCCCAGAACAACAGCAAAGUACCUUGUGAAGAUGCUGGAGGAAACAGGUACAAAAGUAUCUAUAUCCACAGUAAAAUGAGUCCUAUAUCAACAUAACCUGAAAGGCCGCUCAGCAAGGAAGAAGCCACUGCUCCAAAACCGCCAUAAAAAAGCCAGACUACGGUUUGCAACUGCACAUGGGGACAAAGAUGGCACUUUUUGGAGAAAUGUCCUCUGGUCUGAUGAAACAAAAAUAGAACUGUUUGGCCAUAAUGACCAUUGUUAUGUUUGGAGGAAAAAGGGGGGGCUUGCAGGCCGAAGAACACCAUCCCAACCGUGAAGCAUGGGGGUGGCAGCAUCAUGCUGUGGGGGUGCUUUGCUGCAGGAGGGACUGGUACACUUCACAAAAUAGAUGGCAUCAUGAGGAAGGAAAAUUAUGUGGAUAUAUUGAAGCAUUUCAAGACAUUAGUCAGGAAGUUAAAACUUGGUUGCAAAUGGGUCUUCCAAAUGAACAAUGACCCCAAGCAUAAUUCCAAAGUUGUGGCAAAAUGGCUUAAGGACAACAAAGUCAAGGUAUUGGAGUGGCCAUCACAAAGCCCUGACCUCAAUCCUAUAGAAAAUGUGUGGGCAUAACUGAAAAAGCGUGUGUGAGCAAGGAGGCCUACAAACCUGAUUCAAGUACACCAGCUCUGUCAGGAGAAAUGGGCCAAAAUUCACCCAACUUAUUGUGGGAAACCUGUUGAAGGCUACCCGAAACGUUUGACCCAAGUUAAACAAUUUAAAGGCAAUGCUACCAAAUACUAAUUGAGUGUAUGUAAACUUCUGACCCAUUGGGAAUGUGAUGAAAUAAAUAAAAGCAGAAAUAAAUCGUUCUCUCUACUAUUAUUAUAAUUAUUAUUAUUCUGACAUUUCACAUUCUUAAAAUAAACGGGUGAUCCUAACUGACCUAAGACAGGGCAUUUUUACUAGGAUUAAAUGUCAGGAAUUGUGAAAAAGUUUAAAUAUAUUUGGCUAAGGUGUAUGUAACAUUCCGACUUCAACUGCAGUCUCCAUUAAUAAUUUCACUUAAUCUGUCUCGAGCAUCUCGAGAGCUAUCGCGUGUUAGGUCUUUUAAUUCGGAGAAGGCAGUGAUUGAUGGCAGGGGAGCCAUUGGUUGACAUUACAAUCACUCAAGUAGGGCCUCGACAUCCUCCCCACCCUCAUUUAAGCUACUCUUUAAUGGGUGAGAGCAUUCACAAGCAUCCGUCUCGCUCAUUAUUGAUAGCAAUGAUAGACAGUGAGGGAAGAUUGUCAACUUUUAAGUUUCAUAUGGGCCAAGUGUUGUUUGACUGACAGCCAGGCCCAUGAAGGUUGUCUUGUUGGUCUUGGCAAGGUUGUCCAUCUCUGGCUUACUGUAAGAAAUUGUUUGAGUGGUCAAUCAGGAUUUAUACUGUAUGUUACUAGAUGAUAAAUUGUAAAGAAGAAAAACAGGAUUUGUGAAUUUCAGACUGAUGUGUCAUCCACUUUGUAAGAUGAGCAUAUUGUUCCAUCAUGGUUAUGCACCAUCGUUAUGCACCAAAGUGACCUGAAUACAGUUUUGAAUUAAGGAGUUUUGGAUGAAACAACAGUAAAAAAAAAAGAAAAAAAAAGAAAUAACUAUCCCUUUCCAGGUCCAAUAAGUCACAUUUUGUGAAAUGACAAACUACGAUCUCACACAGAUUUAAGUUACUGGCCAAUGCCUGUAAGAUCACGUCGUUCUGUGUUCUAAAUUGAAACAGACAGUUUCAGCCCCAAACCAGUCAUGGCUAAUCUUAAAUAAAACAUUAAAACUAUACAACAAAUGUAGACGUUUUCUUUCCUUAGCUUGUCUAAUUGCAUAACCUUAAGUCUAGCUCAUAAGGUUUGUGAUUGCAAUUGCAGUAUUCACUGUAUUUUAGCCUUGAAACAGUUGUAGACUCCAACUCUAGGCGACAUAAUAAUGGAGACUACAGCUGUGUCUCAGGGCUAUAUUUAUUUAAUCAGACAAUUUCGGACGUGAGUCAGCAAUUUUUGACAGGCUAGCUUCGUCUGGGUACGUGAGUCAGCCAUUUUUGACAGGCUAGCUUCGUCUGGCUACACUACCGAAAAGCAACGUGAUCCUUGGUACAUGAUGUGAAUACAGAAUCGACUAGUUUUUGGGAAAUAUACUUUUCAACAAAUAGGGAGGGGUAGGCAAGUCAAACAUUUUUAACAGAUUAUGACCUUUCAAUUAUAUUCAUAUCAUAGACAUUACGAUAAAUGUUGCAAAGCAACUCAAAUUACUGGACCUUUAACCAGAAAACCAACCAGAUUGAAGUGUUCACACAGACAUUGCAUCACAGAUAGAUGCAUUAAAUUAGAAUGUUAAGAAGUUAGUUGAUGUCUUCAUUACCAAUCAAUGGAAAAUAUUAUAAUGCAACAAGUUGUCUGUGUUGAUCUUCCCUGUGAAAAAGCUGCAUCUCUGCUGAUUACGCAAUCCAUCUGCUAUUACAAACUGGAUACAGCAGCAAAUAUAACACCCCAUCUCAACCAUAUUGGGCUAAGUCCUUCUCAAGUUCUCUCUCGCUCUCUCUCUCUGUGUCUCUCAUUCUCUCUGUCUCUCUGUCUGUCUCUCUUUUGCUCUCUCGUCUCCCACCACCAUGUGCCAUGCUUCCUCUCCUCACUGUUUCUCCUCACUGUUCUAGUUUUAAGUUCUUGAUUUCUUGUCGGUGUGACCUUGUGUUAUUACAAUAACCUCUUAGUUCUACUGUCGCUCCUACCCCCCUCAGCAGUUGACCAAGCUCCACCAGUUGGCUAUGCAGCAAACCCCCUUUACCCCCCUCGGACAGACCACCCCUGCUUUCCCUGGUACGUACCCACAAGCCCUCUCUCAACACUUCCUUCUCUUUGUACCUGUAGACACUCAUCUCGCUCUUCUUUUUCUCUCUUUCCUCUCUUUCCCCAUGACCCUGGUGGUUGCUUUCCUCCUAAGCUUGGCUUUUUGUUUGGCUCUGCCUUCAUUUAGUCGACCAGAGCUGGUCUUUGGUUGA
Molecule: messenger RNA, 27875 nt
Organism: Coregonus sp. 'balchen'
Lineage: Eukaryota; Metazoa; Chordata; Actinopteri; Salmoniformes; Salmonidae
Source: the annotation of a GenBank genome assembly